This is a messenger RNA of Pleurotus ostreatus (oyster mushroom), 4848 nucleotides long. RefSeq lists its product as uncharacterized. The transcript is spliced from 15 exons. Gene Ontology annotation, molecular function: homoserine O-acetyltransferase activity. The record is from RefSeq and is a predicted model, not a curated record. Bases 1 to 4848 code for a protein of 1615 amino acids. Gene Ontology annotation, biological process: L-homoserine metabolic process. Lineage: Eukaryota; Fungi; Basidiomycota; Agaricomycetes; Agaricales; Pleurotaceae.
AUGGAACCGUCAUUAACGCCUAUAACGACCACUAACGGUACAAAUCACGACCAACAUGCGGAACCUGCGACGACUACAACUACAUUCGAUCCGACCAUAUUCCGCGACUAUUUGACAGCUCUGCUACCACCUGUGAUCGGAGCGUCACUUCAUGAACUGCACUCCUUAUUCGACGACGACUUUGAUGAGCGCGUGGUUAAGUUCGCUGCAGAGGGCGCAGAGGCAAUAUAUAUCGUCAAAGUGAGGGACGAGUCAGAAGACGAGUCUAUUCCACCGACUUAUCAUUUCAUACUUACACCGCAUCUAACGUACCAACCCUCACAUGUCAUGACCGUUGCCCUCAUCAAACGUAGCCAAACGCUUGACUCGACUACCCCGCUCGCAACGCAACUGCAUCUGCUGAAUCUCUUCGGCAGCGACGACACACCGUAUGAAAGCCUGCACGCUGUUGUGAGCCGUGGUGUCAAGCCGUGGUUCGAUGCUUUCGUCGGUGCUCGUGGCCAAGGCAAAGACGGGGACGCGAAGAUGGGCAUACCCAUGACAAAGAAGAAGUUCGCGGAACUUGAAUUAUCACUCCUUCAUCUGCAACAAAACGUCGAAAUCCCUGAAACGCAUCUGGUUAUACACCCAGCGAUACAGCGUGCCGUUGAGCAGGCGCGGGCAGCUGGGUCCGGUUCAAGCAUAUCGUAUAUCCCCCCCAAAUUGCUCAGCGACAGCACGUUCCUCAACUCGCUGCACGGCCAUGUCAAUACGUGGAUCAAAUCAAUACAAUCGGUUACCAAGCUCUCGCGGGAUGUAUCCUCGGGGACCGCGUCACAAGAAAUCAACUUUUGGCUUAGUUUGGAACGGGCAUUGGAAGGGAUUGAAGCUCAACUGCGAAGUGACGAAGUCCAGCUGGUCAUGGACUGUCUUCGCAAUGCUCGACGAUAUCAUGCCACCGUCAGUUUCAUCGCCGACACUGGGCUGAAGGAUGCCACGGAUCUAGUCCAUAAGUACAAUCAACUCAUGAAAGACUUCCCUCUCAACGAACUUUUAUCGGCGACCGACCUCGAUAAAAUACAGGAGUCUUUAUCCCUUAUUUUCUCUCAUCUUACCCGCAAACUCAAGCUAUCCCCAUACCCAAUUCGCCGCGCCCUCCCCCUCGUCGAAGCCAUCUCCCGAGACUUCAAUGACCAGCUCCUCCGUAUACUAACUUCGCACCGUCUGCCUUAUACCCCGUAUGAUACCUUCGAGCGGCUUCUCAACCAGACGAUGAACAUUUUCCGUACGUGGGAUGAUCAGAUGAAGGAGUUUACCAAUGUGGCCCGAGAGGUAACGCGUAAGCGCCUGGAACGAUUCAUUCCCAUCAAGAUCAUUCCGGCGCAUGCCAAAUUGCAAGAACGCUGCCGGUACCUUCGAGAGUGGCGGAAACAGCACGAACAACUCGCGGUGAUGACCGGACCGACCAAGGGUCUGGGCGGUGUCGACGGGGGAAUGGACAUGGAGGAAGAGGUCAAGGAAGCUUAUGAGGUGGUCAAGCGGAUAGAUGUUUUGGAUGUCUCAGUCGAGGGAACAGAAAUCUGGGUUGCUGCGGAGAACGCGUACAACGAGCGCGUGUCACGGGUGGAAAACCAGAUUAUCGCUCGUCUGCGUGAUCGUCUCGGGACAGCUCGCAAUGCCAAUGAGAUGUUCCGUGUCUUCUCCAAGUUCAAUGCCCUCUUUGUUAGACCAAAGAUUCGUGGCGCUAUUCAAGAGUAUCAAACUCAGCUCAUUGACUCGGUCAAAGAAGACAUCAAGCACCUCCACGACAAGUUCAAAACACAAUACAGAUUUUCAGAGGCAUAUCAUAUGUCGCAAAUGCGGGACUUGCCACCAAUUGCCGGUGCAAUAAUAUGGGCUCGCCAAAUCGAUCGUCAACUUCUCACUUACAUGAAGCGUGUUGAAGACGUGCUCGGGAAAGGAUGGGAGCUCUACGCCGAGGGACAGAGACUACAAGGUGACUCAGCAGCUUUCCGUAAGAAGCUCGAUACUCGGCCGGUAUUCGAUGCUUGGUUGCACGAUAUCAACCGACGCAACAUGGGUGUCGACGGUCGGUUAUUUGAGAUCCUUCGACUCAGGGCAACAGGAGGCGGCGUCAGCGGCUACCAGCUAGCAGUGAAUUUCGACCCGCAGAUUAUCACACUUUUCAAAGAGGUCCGGAAUCUGCUUUGGUUGGGCUUCCAAGUGCCGCACACGACGACGAGUUUGGCCAAGGAUGCGAAACGAGUAUACCCUCACGCUGUAAGCUUGAUGGAAACAGUCAGGACGUACGGUCAGACUUUGGACCUUGUGGAGAACAAUAAGGGCAUUGAAUGGUUAGUGGCGGAGUAUCGAAACGAAGCGCAGCACAUGAUUGGAAAAGGUAUGGGCAUCCGUUGGGACCAUUUCGUCAAUCAGUUCAGUGCGGGGUAUGUUGCAACCGCCGACAGCCGAGACAAUCGACAUAUACAGUUCGUCCGCGAGUUCGCCAGUGUUGUAUCCGUUCUCCAGGACAAAACGAACAAUGUCAUCGAUCUCUACAAAGAUAUACUCCGUUCCGUGGAAGACUUGGCAACAUGCUCGUACACGUCUGAGGCCUUCACAGAGCUUCUUGCAAAGAUUCAGGCCGCGAUUGAUCGCUUGAAUUUGGAAGGAUAUGCUAACCUGGAACACUGGGUAGCUGAUCUUGACAAGCGGAUUGAGACCAUCCUCCUCCAGCGACUGACACAGAUCAUACAAACAUGGUGCACAGAGUUCGAUCGAGUCGACGAUGGGGGCUUUCGGCGAGAAACUGUCCCUCGUGAUGCGACAAUCAAACGGAGAGGGGACAAGCGUCUCAAGGAGGAGAAAGUUUUGGAAGGAAACUUGACCCUGGUCCCCAUUGUUCAUGAAAUCAGAAUACAGAAUCAAGUCAUCUUCCUCGAUCCUCCGAUAGAACAUGCUCGCGCGACAUGGAUCAAGCAGUUGCACGAAUGGCUAGGCAUCGUUUGCCGCCUGCGCCGAAUCCAGAGUUCACGGUACGAGAUCGGCCUUCAGAUGCAAGGUCUUGCGGCAGUCGAGACAACAUAUACUUCACUCCUAACAUUGCUGACUGAUAAUACCCUUCAACGACCCUUCGCCCUCAUUGAAGCCAAAGUACAACAGUUGAAAGACUAUGUUGCGAAAUGGCUCCAGUUCCAAUCUUUAUGGGACCUCGAGGCCGAAUACGUGUUCAACCGACUUGGCGACUCGCUCGCCCACUGGCAGCAGCUCCUUACGGAGAUCAAGAAAGCGCGAUCCACCUUCGACACGUCGGAAACGCAGAAAUCCUUCGGGGUUUGCGUGAUCGACUAUGAACAAGUGCAGGCCAGAGUUAACGCGAAGUAUGAUGCAUGGCAAAGAGAUAUCCUUAGUCGGUUCGGUGUCAAGCUUGGCAACGCGAUGAAGGAGAUGCAUGCCUCCAUACUCAAAGCCAGGAAUGAUCUCGAGCAUCACUCAAUAGAAGGUCUGGUCGGUGGCAUAAUCAGUGACUUAGACAUGGCGGCUUUCGCAAAUCUCAUCGAGCAGUCGAUACACAUUGUCUCGGAGUUCACACUCGAGUGCGGGCGAACGCUAAGGGAUGCGCCUGUCGCUUACAAGACAUGGGGGAACUUGAAUGAAAGAAAAGACAAUGUCAUGGUAAUUUGCCAUGCAUUUACUGGAAGUGCUGAUGUCGAAGAUUGGUGGGGACCACUAAUAGGCAUCGGGAAGGCUUUUGAUCCUAGCGUAUACUUCAUUUUCUGCGCGAACGUUCUGGGAUCUCCAUACGGUUCGGCAUCCCCCAUCACCACAAAUCCAGAGACGGGGACUACCUAUGGUCCCGAGUUUCCUGCGACCACAAUCCGCGACGACGUUCGAAUCCACAAGCUCGUCCUCGAUCAUCUUGGCGUCGCCGCCGUUGCUGUAGCCAUAGGUGGUUCCAUGGGCGGGAUGGCGGUUCUGGAGUGGCCACUGUGCACCCCACCAGGCUACGUCCAUCAUAUAAUCCCAAUCGCGACAUCGGCCCGGCACUCUGCUUGGUGCAUAUCCUGGGGUGAAGCACAGCGCCAAAGCAUUUACAGCGAUCCGAUGUAUGAAGAAGGCUACUACACAACACAGCCUGCUUCCGGGUUAGCAGCAGCGCGGAUGAGCGCACUGUUGACAUAUCGCUCUCGCGAUUCGUUUGAAAGUCGAUUCGGCCGAAAGCCGCAGAUUAGCCGUGCAUCUCAAGUAUCCCCGCCUCCUAGAUUUUCCCUACACACUCCGCCAUCACCGAAUGAGGCAAUCGCCGCGCACAAUGAAGGUUCUCGAAACGCCAAAUCGCGUGCAGCCACUCCUCGAGGAGGUUCUCCAGGGGAAUCGGCUCCGCAGAUAUUCUCGGCACAAUCGUAUUUGCGAUAUCAGGGAGAAAAAUUCACGGCUAGAUUUGAUGCCAACUGCUACAUCCAUAUCACCCGCAAGCUUGAUACGCACGACAUUGCUCGCGGGAGAAUUACUCCGGAACCAACUACUGACGAAGAAGAAUCUCUGGCUCUCGCUAAAGUCCUCUCCACUCUUCCGCCCAGAGCUUUGGUAAUCAGCAUUCAAACUGAUGGCUUGUUCACCACCAUUGAACAGCGCGAAAUUGCGGCACACAUUCCUGACGCUGAGCUGGUAUUGAUCCCUUCGCCAGAUGGUCACGACGGGUUUCUGCUAGAGUUCGAGCAGAUUAAUAGUCAUAUCCUGCGGUUCCUCAAGAAGGAAUUUGUCGAACUUUACUCGAGUCGAGAACCUCUUAACGCACAAGUCGAAGGAUUCGCGAUCAAGAAAACAAGUGUCUUCGGGGAGGCGGAGGUCGAUAUCACAAGAUGGUAA